AUGGACGGAUGUUGGCCGGGAGUUGAAGGACUGCCGGAUGGACGGCGCGACGCGUCCACCUGCUGCUCCGAAAGUUCGACGACUGACUCUCACGUCGUGCCCCAACUGCGUGACAUGUGCAUCGUAAGGGAUUCGCGAAGCGAGGAGCUCGAGAUUAGUCGCGGUGUGACACAUGGGCCAUCGAGCGGUCGUCAAGACAGGGCAGAGCCGAACUUGCUCCCCGCUCUUCCCGGUCAACCGGUACAUCCUGUCUCGAUGACUGGAGGUGCUCGCGCAUUGCAGACGUGGUUUCGUACGUUGAAUCCUUUGCCCAACGGCAACGGACGCACGCUACCUCCGUAUUGUUAG
Peronospora matthiolae is the source of this 348-nucleotide messenger RNA. The record is from the annotation of a GenBank genome assembly. Lineage: Eukaryota; Oomycota; Peronosporomycetes; Peronosporales; Peronosporaceae.